Messenger RNA from Paramecium sonneborni, 969 nucleotides. Lineage: Eukaryota; Ciliophora; Oligohymenophorea; Peniculida; Parameciidae. The record is from the annotation of a GenBank genome assembly.
AUGAAAAAUAUUUUGAGAGAUGCAAUAUCUACUCGUCCAUUUUUAUUUCAUCAUAUCUUUAAAUAUUUUAAACAGGAUCUAAAAUUAGCAAUAAAAUUAUUUCAAAAAUAGAUGAAUUAUCAAGAUUGUAAUUAAAAAAAAAUAAAAUGGUAACUAAAUUGCUGUGAUUUACAAUUAAAUAAAUAUUCUUAAUAAAUGGUAGAUUUGAUUUUAACAUUAUUGUCAUUAGCAAUCAGACAUUCCUAUUCUUAAAUUGUUGAAAUUCUAUUAUUAGUGAUAAAAUUUCCUUAAUAUUAGAAUGAAGGCUUAUCAGUAUUCUAAGUCAAUUUGAGAGUAAUGAAUAUAUAAUCAUCAACCAAUUUAAAAAUUCUAAAAGAAUUUUAAAAACUAGAAAUACAAAAGACUUUAAUUGAGGAUACCUCUGAAUAUUCAGGAAUGAUAAUCAAUCGAAUUUCUUAAUUUCCUAAACCUAAAACUCCUUAUAAAAUUAUUAUUAAAACUAUGAAAGAAAAUCUAAUACAAACUUCUAAAUGCAUAGAGGGUUUAAACUAAAACUAUAUUGUAAAAUAAAUGAUAAAAAUGACCAUUUUUAGUCAUCAAAUUGAUAUUAAGAAAAUAAAAUUUAUAAAUAAAACUAAUAAUAACAUUAUUAAAUAAAAGAAUUAUAAGAAAAACAAGUUUCUGAUUAUAAUUUAUUUAGAUGCGAAGAUUUUGUUGAAUAAUUAUUGUACUAAAUAUUCUAAUUUAAAUAUGUAAUCAUUUAUUUAAGAGUUUUAAUUAGAUAAUAUGAUGAUAUUAUUUUAAAAAUAAUUCAACAAUAAUUGUUAUUAUAAGAAUUUAGAUUACUUAAUAGAAUAAAUGCUAAUACCUAUACCAACUAAAUAUACUUAUUCCAAUUUCGAUUAAUCAAAAAAAAAUAGAUAAUUAUUGUAGAUAAUUUACAAUAGAAAUAAAAUAAAAAUUAAAUGA